Diutina rugosa is the source of this 1566-nucleotide messenger RNA. RefSeq lists its product as uncharacterized. The transcript has a single exon. Bases 1 to 1566 code for a protein of 521 amino acids. Lineage: Eukaryota; Fungi; Ascomycota; Pichiomycetes; Serinales; Debaryomycetaceae. The record is from RefSeq and is a predicted model, not a curated record.
AUGAGUCUACGUCUUCUCAAUGAAAGUGUCGGCGACCUACCCGACUACGAUGAACCUCCACCUUACUUCGACGAAAACGAGCCUGAGGAGACGCUUCGAGUGGUGCAUUAUGGCCAUAUCGCUCAAUUCCCAGCCAUUUCUACCCCACUUUUAAGUGCUCGGUGGGUUCAUAUCUCUCAGAUAGGCCAACGUUCAGGCAACAACAAAUGGGGUAGCACUGCCCGUUACGAUAUACAUGGACCCACUGGAGAGCCAUUGGGGUAUAUCCUCAAAAAAGGCGUGAUGCUGAAAGGGUUCCCCGCCGAAGAGGCUUCUCGCAAACGCUCGGUGUUCAUUGACUUCUUCGACCAUAAGCAGCGACUUGUGACCAGGGUUUUGGGAAUGGGGGUGAAUAUAUAUGUGUAUCUUCCCGGCGAAGACCGCACUGGCCAACGAGUUUUCCAAGAGGUUGGUCGAUUCGAGAAUUGGGGUGACUACCAUUCAUACCGUCUUCAGCAACUAGUCGAGCAUAGACAAGAGGCUCGCAACUAUCAAGAGAAAAAGACUUAUGAAGAUCUCGGCGUUGUCAGUUACGAUGAGAUUGGAACUUUGAAGUUUCCUAUAUAUUCCCAGGAUCUUCGAGGAAAUAUCAAUCGAUGGGGUCCUCAUGUGGCUGUGGUCCGAAGUCAAGCUCGAGGGGCUGUUCCCGGUUAUACAGUGGAGAGUGAUCGCAUGUCAUUUGAACAACGUGCAUUGGUGUUUGGAUUUUUGUUACUGGUUGAUCAUCGUAUUCCCAGUAACUCGAACGAUCGUCAGUGCUAUGACCGACCAACUGUCGAUUUGAAAGAAUCGAACGUGUCGAACGGAUACAAACUCCCAAUGAGUGUCAUGCAUGAAGAUUCAAUCCAGAACUUUCCCCGAGUCGGAACAGGUGAGCUCUUUGAGUACUCCUGUUUGAAGUGCCCCAUCUUUACUGACAAACGGAUAAAGAUAACGAGAUGUACAAUACCAACCAGUGGCAAUAACCAACCUCGUACAAUAUUACCAUUUGUUUUCCGUAAAAACAGUCCCGCUCCGGCGACGCUCACGGCACAAUACAGGAUACACAAUUCUAAAGGAACGUUAAGAGGAUUGGUGGAAGAACGAACCCAAAAGAUAUUGGGAGAGACCGGCGUUUGUACUGAUGUGUUUGAUCUUGAUCAUCAUAUAAUCUUAAGAGUCUACAUUCGCCGUUCACUUGCGUGGGUAUACGUCCCGGCUCUCAAUUCUAUGGGAAAGCGAGUAUUCCAUUUGAUAGGUACAUGCGCUAAUUGGGACACAAAUUAUGAACUUCGCGUUGGAGGAAGCUAUCUUGGCUCUGUCAAUUCAAGUGACCUAACCUUAAAGAGUUACGCAAUUCGCCCAACUCGUGAAGUGCUAGGAGAUAGAAUCGACUCGGAAAUUGACGUGGCACAAUUCAGGAUCCACGUGAAGGAAAAUCAUGACUUUUGUGAAAUGAUUACAAGUGGAAUGUCUUUCAGGCAGCGGGGAGUUGUGUUAGGAUUUCUCUUCUUGCAAGACAAUAACCGGCUCCGUAAGACCAAGUAA